Molecule: messenger RNA, 630 nt
Organism: Oppiella nova
Lineage: Eukaryota; Metazoa; Arthropoda; Arachnida; Sarcoptiformes; Oppiidae
Source: the annotation of a GenBank genome assembly
AUGUCCUAUUUGCCAUUCUUAAUGAAGAACUCUUUGCGAUUAUUUGUUCCCAAAACUAAUCAUAAAAUUUGUGUCCAAUUCCUGAGUCAAGACAACGCCAAGAAGUGGAGAGUCGUCGGUUUGAAUCACAUCGCCAUCGCUACCAAUGAUGUCGGCAAAGGAUCCGUUUUAUUCAGGGAUGUGUUUCACAUGAAGACCAGUGCCACGAAUGCACAGCCAGACCAUGGGGUGAACACUGUGUUCGUGGACGCGAACAACACUAAAGUGGUACCAAUGAUGUCGGCAAAGGAUCCGGAUGUGUUUCACAUGAAGACCAGUGCCACGAAUGCACAGCCAGACCAUGGGGUGAACACUGUGUUCGUGGACGCGAACAACACUAAAGUGGAACUCUUGGACCCAAUCGGUGGCAAUAAGAGUCCCAUUUGGUCCUACCUUCAGAAGAACACCAAUGGAGGCAUUCAUCACAUAUGUCUCGAUGUGGACGACAUCUAUGCGGCCAUCGAUGACCUCAAGUCCCGCGGAAUUCGUCUUCUAUCGGAAUCACCGAAAACCGGAGCGCAUGGAAAGGAUGUGAUCUUUCUUCACCCCAAAGACUGCAACGGAGUUCUCAUUGAAUUGCAACAGAAAUAG